This is a messenger RNA of Misgurnus anguillicaudatus (oriental weatherfish), 2659 nucleotides long. RefSeq names its product family with sequence similarity 78 member Ba (gene fam78ba). NCBI's taxonomy places the organism in Eukaryota, Metazoa, Chordata, Actinopteri, Cypriniformes, Cobitidae. The record is from RefSeq and is a predicted model, not a curated record.
GGCGCAUCCGUCAGCUCGGGCUCGCGCACUAGCAUCAGCACCUCGCUGCAACUGAACAGCGACCAUAUAUAAGCACAUGUCUGCGAUAAGAUGCUGCGCUGUGUGUUAUUGGGAAAAUAAUUUUUAAAGAAUCACUUUGCUGCAUGCUGUUGCGCGAGGACCGCGCGUUUUGUGUUUAUCACCAUCAGCAUCUUUUUAUGUUCUCCAGUCUGAUUUGCACAGGGUUUCCUCGCUAUGGAAGGGAUUGGAAACACACAAAGGAAAGACACAAAAUUAGCCCAGUUCUGCCUAUGAGAUGCACUGCUUUUAUUUAAAUAACUGACCCACGCUUGCUUUAUAAACCGGAUGCGUUGAAUCGUUUGUUUGGACUACAUGUCGCUUUUCCGUCCUCGCGCAUUUUGUCCAAAGAAGCCGCGUCAACAAAAUGUUGGGUAGGUCGUUCACCCGGAGUAAACAUAACCAUACAAUCUUUAGGCAGCACCGGCUCUCUCUUUAGCACUGACAUGCCCGCGCCCAGCAGAAACGCCGGGAUCAAAGGGCUGCAGAUACACAGCCGUGACCUGGAAGGAGGAAGGAAAACGGGCUCACACCGGGUGUCCGAUUCGGUGGAGGCCGGAUCACAUCUGCUGGGGACGAGCAUCAAGGGCAGUGCGGCACUCCGGCGCUUCAGGAUCAGGCGAAACGGAUCAUAGAUACACCCUUAAUGCCAAAACACCGCUGGGUUGCUAUUACAGUCAUUCAUUUGCCUCAAAGAUGUACCAAAACAUCACACUGGAGCUGUAAAUACCGACAAAACAUGUCGCAUUUGAAGGAUUUCUCGAGGAUAUGUUGAGUUUGUAAUGAAGACGAAGAUCUGUCAACAUUACAAGGGUCGUAAAAAGGGCCAAUGAAUAUAUUGCUUAAAUACAUCCUCAUUUUUCCGUCGCUCGCCACAUUGACACCCCUAAUAAGCAGGACCAUGGGUUGCAUUCAAAGCAUCGCCUGCAAGCCCCGCAUCCGAAGGGAGAACAUAGUGGUCUAUGAGGUGUCAGCCUCCAUUGACCAAUGCCCGACCAUCAUUGAAGAAAACUCACCCAUUGUGCUUCGAUACAAGACCCCUUACUUCAGAGCAUCGGCUGGGAUCGUGAUGCCCCCUGUCCCCAGAAACGAAACAUGGACUGUGGGGUGGAUUCAGGCGUGUACCCAAAUGGAGUUCUUUAAUACAUAUGGUGAUAUUGGCAUGUCCAGCUGGGAACUCCCAGAACUUCGUGAAGGACGGGUAAAGGCGAUCAGCGAUUCAGAUGGCGUCAGUUACCCGUGGUACGGUAACACUACCGAAACGGUGACACUCUCAGGCCCCACGUCCAAACCCUCCCGGUUAACGGUGAGCAUGAAUGACAACUUCUACCCUAGCGUGACGUGGGCAGUGCCCAUCAGCAACAGCAACACGCCCAUGCUCACGCACAUCACGAGAGACCAGAGCUUCAUCACUUGGCUGGUGGCGCUAAACGCAGACACCAAAGAACGUAUCGUUCUUCAGACUGUGCGCUGGCGGAUGCGGGUAGACAUUGAAGUGGACCCGUCCAUGCCUCUAGGUUCUCGUGCGAAACUCAUGGGACGGCCGCACCAAGAACAACCGCACAUUCUCAGCAACAAUGAACCCAUUCCGCCAAACGCGCUGGGCAGGCCCAAUGCCAACGAUGCCCAGGUGUUAAUGUGGAGGCCUAGGAGGGGACAACCACUGGUUGUUAUACCACCAAAAUAGGGUUGUAUUAACAGUGCCUACAGAACGAUAACACCUUAAAGGGUUGAUGACUGCAUGCACUGUUUGAAUCAUACGGAUUUAGGUGUCCUGCGGAUUGCCAGUUUUUUUGGCCUACUUUAUUCCGGUUGACUGUUGAAUGGGGCAUAGCCUGUGUCCAAAAUGAAACUGGACUGUUUUUCAAAUGCACAGUCCUCAUUUUAUUUAAUGACAAGGAAUGACCAGUCAUGAAUCUGAACUGUAUUUCGGGAUAGAUGCUAUAUAAUGCAUGAACGAGAUUGAAUGUUUAGUCCCCUAUGACACAAAGUAAACUCAGUUGCAAACAAUGAAGAGGGAAAUUAACUUUUAAUUUAUAAGAGAUCUCCUUGAAACUACUAGCAAAUAUCUUUUACAUACUAUAAGACAAAUAGGCCGCAUGAAGACAUUCACCCGCUGAGGUGGAGUACAUGUAAUAAUGGAAGUGCAGUGGGGCUGUGCAGGUACAAUAUGUUCAUCCAGUCAGAUUCAUCUUGGCACGGAGUUGAAGUUUGUUUGUACUCACACGCAAGUCCAUUUGAGUUUACGCAGUGGGUGCUGCACCAUAGGCAUAUGACAGAUUAGUCACAUGCUCCAUCUGUGGUAUUCUCCAUGUCUAUCUGUCUCUCUGAUCUUUCAAGCUGUCUCAUCACUCUCCCCUUACCCACUGAGACUCCUUGGGUAAUUAUGACACAGAUGAGAUUAAGUUUCCAUUACAAAUAUCAGGUUUACCUUGAACCCCUGAAGUUGUUUGGUUUUCAAUAGGAUAAAAUGACAGUUGGCCAAAAAUGCUGUCCAACCAUCUCUGAGUCUCUUGUUGCCCAUGUUUAUGUUAUUUAAAACAAAGAUUAAUUGCUUUCAAAACAUGCAAAUGAAUUAAAUAAAUCAUGCCCAUAUGAUAAA